Suillus fuscotomentosus is the source of this 2493-nucleotide messenger RNA. Its product is annotated as P-loop containing nucleoside triphosphate hydrolase protein. The record is from RefSeq and is a predicted model, not a curated record. Lineage: Eukaryota; Fungi; Basidiomycota; Agaricomycetes; Boletales; Suillaceae. Gene Ontology annotation, biological process: translational elongation. Gene Ontology annotation, cellular component: cytosol; ribonucleoprotein complex. The transcript has 8 exons. Gene Ontology annotation, molecular function: GTP binding; translation elongation factor activity; ribosome binding. The coding region runs from base 1 to 2493 and encodes 830 amino acids.
AUGGACAAGCCCACGAACAUCCGUAACAUGUCCGUCAUUGCACACGUCGAUCACGGAAAGUCUACCCUCACCGACUCCCUCGUCUCAAAAGCUGGUAUCAUUGCUGCAGCAAAAGCUGGUGACAUGCGAUUUACGGACACACGAGACGAUGAAAAGGAGCGUGGUAUCACGAUUAAAUCGACAGCCAUCUCUAUGUACUUCGAAAUGGAGAAGGAAGAUGUUGAACUUAUCCAGCAGAAGACUGAAGGCAACGAGUUCUUGAUCAACUUGAUCGACUCACCAGGUCACGUCGACUUCUCAUCAGAAGUCACAGCUGCUCUUCGUGUCACUGACGGUGCUCUCGUCGUCGUCGACUGUAUCGAAGGUGUCUGCGUGCAGACAGAGACAGUGCUUCGUCAAGCACUCACGGAGCGUAUUAAACCCGUCGUUAUCAUCAACAAGGUCGACCGUGCUUUACUUGAGCUUCAAGUUUCGAAAGAGGACUUGUAUCAAUCGUUCCAGCGUACCAUCGAGACGGUCAAUGUCAUCGUUUCGACUUACCAUGAUGCUGCCCUUGGUGACGUCCAGGUCUACCCAGACAAGGGUACCGUUGCUUUCGGUUCAGGUCUCCAUGGGUGGGCUUUCGGCCUCCGCCAGUUCGCUGGUCGCUACUCCAAAAAGUUUGGUGUGCCUAAAGACAAGCUUUUGGCUAAGCUUUGGGGUGAUAACUACUUCAACCCUGCCACUCGCAAGUGGGGUACGAAGAACUCCGAUGCCGAUGGCAAACCCCUUGAACGGUCUUUCAACAUGUUCGUCCUUGAGCCCAUCUUCAAGAUUUUCGACGCCGUCAUGAAUUUCAAGAAGGACCAAAUCGGUCCCAUUUGCGAGAAGCUCGAUGUCAAGCUGACAUCUGAGGAGCAUGAUCUCGAGGGCAAGGCUCUCCUCAAGGUCGUCAUGCGCAAGUUCUUGCCCGCUGGUGACUCACUCUUGGAGAUGAUCAUCAUCAACCUUCCUUCCCCCGCAACUGCUCAACGCUACCGUGUUGAGACUCUCUACGAAGGUCCGAUGGAUGACGAGUCUGCCAUUGGUAUCAGGGACUGUGACCCCAAGGCCCCCCUUGUGCUCUACGUCUCGAAGAUGGUGCCCACUUCAGAUAAGGGACGCUUCUACGCUUUCGGUCGUGUGUUCUCCGGUACCGUUCGUUCUGGCCCCAAGGUCCGUAUCCAGGGCCCCAACUUCGUGCCUGGAAAGAAGGAAGACAUGUUCCUCAAGUCAGUUCAGCGCACGGUGCUCAUGAUGGGUCGUUACAUCGAACCAAUUGAAGAUUGUCCUGCCGGUAACAUCUGUGGUCUCGUCGGUAUUGACCAGUUCUUGCUCAAGAGCGGAACUCUCACGACCUCUGAGACUGCACACAACAUGAGGGUCAUGAAGUUCUCCGUGUCCCCUGUCGUGCGGGUCGCUGUUGAGGUCAAGAACGCUGCAGAUUUGCCCAAGCUUGUCGAAGGGCUCAAGCGUCUGUCGAAGUCUGACCCCUGUGUCCAGGCUUGGAUCGAUGAGACCGGUGAGCACAUUGUCGCUGGUGCCGGUGAGCUGCACUUGGAAAUCUGCUUGAAGGAUCUCCAAGAAGACCACGCUGGCGUUCCUCUCAAGAUAUCUGACCCUGUCGUGGGCUACCGUGAGACUGUCAAGGCUGAGUCCUCGAUUGUGGCCUUGUCCAAGUCGCAGAAUAAGCACAACCGUCUCUACGCCAAGGCAAUGCCUCUCGAUGAGGACCUCACCAAAGCUAUUGAGGCUGGUACCGUUAACUCCCGUGACGAUUACAAAGCCCGUGCUCGUAUCCUCGCUGAUGACUUCUCUUGGGAUGUCACCGAUGCAAGGAAGAUCUGGUGUUUCGGUCCAGAUACCACUGGCCCCAACUUGCUCGUUGAUGUCACCAAGGGUGUGCAGUACCUCAACGAAAUCAAGGACUCUUGCGUCGCUGCCUUCCAGUGGGCAACAAAGGAGGGUGUCUGCGCUGAGGAGAACAUGCGUGGUAUCCGCUUCAACAUUCUUGAUGUCACUCUGCACGCUGAUGCUAUCCAUCGUGGCGGUGGACAACUCAUUCCUACGUGCCGUCGCGUCUGCUACGCAGCAUGUUUGCUUGCUACCCCUGGUCUCCAGGAGCCGGUGUACCUCGUUGAGAUCCAGUGUCCUGAGAAUGCCAUCGGUGGUAUUUACAGCGUGUUGAACAGGCGUCGUGGCCAGGUCUUCAGCGAAGAGCAGAGGCCAGGAACUCCCAUGUUCACCGUCAAGGCGUACCUCCCCGUCAUGGAGUCCUUCGGCUUCAACAGUGAUCUCCGCUCACAAACAGCUGGCCAAGCCUUCCCCCAGAGUGUGUUCGACCACUGGGAAAUCAUGAACGGAUCUCCUCUCGACAAGGGCAGCAAGCUGGAAGAGCUCGUUAGGGGCAUUCGUGUGCGCAAGGGUCUCAAGCCCGAAAUUCCAGCUGUCGACCACUACUACGACAAGCUGUAA